CUUCGUCAGCCUCAAUUCUUCGCAACUCGCGCCUUUACCUCCUCUAGGGUAAACGCAUCUCGUCUCCGUCAACCAGGCGAACCAACAGGCCCCAACGAACCUCCGACACACAUCCGGACUCCGCCUUCCAAAUCUCCCCUCAAGGUCUGGCCUAUCCUCGCUAUCUUGGGACUAGGCACAUACCUGUUCAACCAGAUCGUUGAGCAGCGCAAAGGCGAGGGAUACCAACCCAAAGGACCGAUUCAGGGCCAUUCACCCAGUGGCAAAGGACAAGUGAAGCCUUCGCAUCCUCACUAGCCAAUAUGCCUGCUAUCGAAGGAACUGCCGCCGGCAGCCGCUCUUCUCCUCUCUGGUCCAGCGACGAAGUCACUGUACUCUUCGUCCUCGGUGGUCCUGGUGCAGGAAAGGGCACUCAAUGUACAAAGCUCGUCAGCGACUAUGGCUUCAAGCAUCUCUCUGCUGGCGACCUGCUUCGUGAGGAGCAGGACCGUGCGGGCAGCGAGUUCGGCGAGAUGAUCAAGACAUACAUUAAGGAGGGCACCAUUGUGCCAAUGGAGGUCACCGUUCAGCUGCUGGAGAAUGCUAUGAAGAGUAGCAUUGAGAGCGGAGAGAACCACGGAAAAUUGUUCUUGAUUGAUGGUUUCCCACGAAAACUCGACCAAGCUCACGCAUUCGAGCGCUCUGUCUGCCCAUCCAAGUUCACCAUCUUUUUUGACUGCUCCGAGGCCGUCAUGGAGAAGAGACUUCUCCACCGUGGCGAGACAUCCGGUCGCGCGGACGAUAACCCGGAGAGUAUCCGAAAGCGCUUCAGGACAUUCGUGGAGACAAGCAUGCCUGUGGUCAAAGAGUUUGAAUCGCAGGACAGGGUUGUCAAGAUAAACGCGGAACAGGAGCCAGACCAGGUCUACCGGGAUGUGCAGGAGAAGCUCAAGGAGCGUGGCGUGAAGCCCAUCAAUCUUACAUUUGUACAGACACAGGCUUCAUAGACAGUGGGAGGGGCGCAAGAAUCAAUAUAUCUGAAUUGCAUUGUCUAUCAUGCAGCUCGAGGGCUGCUGUUCAUGAACCUGAAAAGCCUCAUAAUGCAUCUGUCCCAAGCUUACCCCUUUUGAAAGAAACAAAC
This is a messenger RNA of Alternaria alternata, 1120 nucleotides long. RefSeq names its product UMP-CMP kinase-like protein. Gene Ontology annotation, cellular component: nucleus; cytoplasm. Gene Ontology annotation, biological process: 'de novo' pyrimidine nucleobase biosynthetic process; UDP biosynthetic process; CDP biosynthetic process. Gene Ontology annotation, molecular function: ATP binding; UMP kinase activity. The transcript has 3 exons. The record is from RefSeq and is a predicted model, not a curated record. Bases 303 to 986 code for a protein of 227 amino acids. Lineage: Eukaryota; Fungi; Ascomycota; Dothideomycetes; Pleosporales; Pleosporaceae.